GGCGGUGCGGGGGGCGGCCCGGGGGGCGGCCCGCUCCUGCGCACGGCCCGGGACGGCCGGGGCACGGCGGCGGCGGCGGGGAGCGGGCACCGGGCACCGCCGCGGUCCCGGAAUGAGCUGUGCCCCCGCCAGCACCCCAACCUCUGCCUGACCCUGUGGCUGUGCCACCAUGCUCAUCAAGGAGUACCGCAUCUGCAUGCCGCUCACCACUGAGGAGUACCGCGUGGGGCAGCUCUACACCAUCAGCAAGCACAGCCACCAGGAGAGUGAGAAGGGCGAGGGCGUCGAGGUGGUGAAGAACGAGCCCCACGAAGACCCUGUCCAUGGCCACGGCCAGUUCACCGAGAAGCGCGUCCACCUCUCCAGCAAACUGCCGAGCUGGGCACGGGCAGUAACCCCCCGCAUCUUCUACAUCACGGAGAAGGCCUGGAACUACUACCCCUACACCAUCACUGAAUACACAUGCUCCUUCCUGCCCAAGUUCUCCAUCUACAUCGAGACCAAGUACGAGGACAACUGCGGGGACAGCGAGAAUAUCUUCCACAGUGACAAAAUCCUGGGCGACCACGAGGUCUCCUUCCUGGACAUCGCCUUCGACGAGAUCCCCGAGCGGUACUACCGCAGCCCAGAGGACCCCCGUUUCUUCAGCUCGGCCAAGACGGGCCGGGGGCCGCUGCGGGAGGGCUGGCGCCAGCACACCAAACCCAUCAUGUGCUCCUACAAGCUUGUGAGUGUCAAGUUCGAGGUCUGGGGGCUGCAGACGCGCGUGGAGCAGUUUGUGCACAAGGUGAUCCGGGACAUCCUGCUGAUCGGGCACCGGCAGGCGUUCGCAUGGGUGGACGAGUGGUGCGACAUGUCCCUGGAAGAAGUCCGGGCCUUCGAGACUCAGAUGCAAGUAGCCACAAACCAAAAGCUGGGGAGCCAGCACCCCUAAAGCCCUGCCAUAUGCUGCCUGCAGGGCACAGGGACCCCGGACCCCACCACACUGCCUGCGGGCGGGUGCAGGCAGGGGGGCUUGUGCAUGGUGCACACUGAGCCCCCCCUGCACCCUGCGGCAAAGGGUCCCCCUCUGCCCUGCCCGCGCAUCCCCUUGCCUGCGCUGCCUGCCCGUCCCUUCCCCUUUGCUGGCUGGGCUGGUGCCGGAGAGGGGCGCAGCGUCCCCUUCCCUGUCCGUCCCCCUGUCCCCUUCCCAGCACCCAGCUUGGUGCGCAGCCGGCGCACGGGGCGCAGGCCGCCCCGCGGUGCCGGAGCGCAGGUUUGGCCUUGCCGAGCGGCCCCAAGCCCGGCUGUGCUCGCAGGGAUGACGAUGGAGGAGGUGCGGCGCUACGAGCGGGAGACGCAGGAGGCCACCAACGAGCUCGUCGGGCUGGUGGCGCCCACCAUCGCGGUCAGCGAGGUGGGGCAGCCCACGGCCACGCACUCGGCCCCCGCCAGCGCCCCCUCCACCCCGCUCAGCGACGACACCCCCGACUUCCUCGCUCCCCCCAAGACUCGCCCGCGCAAGAAGUCGGCGCCGGAGACCCUGACGCUGCCCGCGCUGCGGGAACGCGCCGGCGCCGAGUGAUGCCGGCGGUGCGGCGCCGGGCGGGACUGUGCCGGCCACGCUGCCCACCGCGGCCCCGCGGAGGAACCCGCCGCUGGGGCGCAGGGAGCCCCGGGCGGGGUCCGGCCUCCCGGAGCCAUCGCGGGUGCCCGUGCAGGUCAUUGCCACCAUCCAGCCCCGCUGACUGCACCGGGAGCGGUCCCCAGCACCAUCAGGCGAUGCCGCAGGAGCCGGUUCGCUCAGUGCCACCCGCCCCGGUUACCGCAGAGGCUGCCGAGGCCGCUGAGUGGCACCGCGGUGGCAGCCGGUGCCCAUGUACCCGGUGAGUGAUGCUGGAGCACCACGCUGCAGGGUAGGCACCGGCGCAGGGGCACAGCGCGUGUGACAGUGACAGGGACCACCGGGCACUGCUGGGGGCUCCCCGCAGGACCCCUGUGCACAGCAGGUCCUGCAGUGGGGCUCCCUUUGCCAUCCCUCCAGAGGCUGUGGCUGCCCGAGGAGGGCUGGGGCAGGCUCAGCCCUCCGUUUUCUUUGGGAAAACACAAGCCUUUUUGGAAAUAAAGCUCAAGACACGGCA
This is a messenger RNA of Strigops habroptila (Kakapo), 2120 nucleotides long. RefSeq names its product cytoplasmic phosphatidylinositol transfer protein 1-like. Gene Ontology annotation, molecular function: phosphatidylinositol transfer activity; phosphatidylinositol binding. The record is from RefSeq and is a predicted model, not a curated record. Gene Ontology annotation, cellular component: cytoplasm. The transcript is spliced from 10 exons. Gene Ontology annotation, biological process: phospholipid transport. NCBI's taxonomy places the organism in Eukaryota, Metazoa, Chordata, Aves, Psittaciformes, Psittacidae. The coding region runs from base 170 to 934 and encodes 254 amino acids.